This is a messenger RNA of Lodderomyces pseudojiufengensis, 3174 nucleotides long. RefSeq names its product chitin synthase (gene CHS1). NCBI's taxonomy places the organism in Eukaryota, Fungi, Ascomycota, Pichiomycetes, Serinales, Debaryomycetaceae. Gene Ontology annotation, molecular function: chitin synthase activity. Gene Ontology annotation, cellular component: cell septum; cell periphery. The record is from RefSeq and is a predicted model, not a curated record. The transcript has a single exon. The coding region runs from base 1 to 3174 and encodes 1057 amino acids.
AUGAAUUAUAAUCCAUUUGACGAUGAUGAAAAUAAUCAGGAGUCAUACAAAUCUAACUUUUCAAUUCCUAAAGUUCCAUUCUCAGCAUAUACUGACAAUUAUAAAAAAUCAUCCAAAAGAUAUAUACCCUUAAAUGAUAGUGAUGAUGAAGACAAUAACAUAAGAAUUUACAAGUCUGAUAACGAAGCUAGACAAAAUAAUAAUUACAACGGACAAACUCAGGAUUUUAUUGGGUUUCCUUCUUCAGAGGCUGGAGGCUCUUACGGUAAUGAAGUUAAACUGUCACCUAAUAUAUUUUCAAAAAGCACUUCUAAAACAAAUGAUUAUUCGAAACAUAAAAAAUCACCAUUCGUAGGAACAACUCCAUUUUUGGGCUUCAAUGAAAUAGAAAAUGAUACUGACGACUCAAGGGCCACACCAAGAGCAAAAUAUGCGGCAAAUGAAUCACCAAAGAGACUUAAAAACACGGAAGUAUUGAUGAAGAAUAUUGAUAAUGAUAAUGAUGAGUAUGAACCAAAUUCUAUUUCUCCAAUAAGAAAAUCCAUGCAAGAGAGUACGAUCAGUAGUCAAAGGUAUCUAGAUCCACCAAAACCAAUAUUUUCUCCAGAAGCAUUUGCAGAAGCUAAGUCUCACAACAUUUAUAAUGAAGAAGAUCAGAACACAUUAAAUGAAAAUUCCAAUGACAAAUAUGAGUACCAUGAAAAAUCCAAUGAGCUUGGUGAUACAAAAUCUUUAUAUUCUGACUCAACUGCGUACAGCGGUAGCUCAUAUUUAAAUCAUCAAAAUGAUGAGUCUGAGUAUUUUGGAAAAUCCAUUGAUGGUAAUAUAAUGCAAAAUAUUGAACAAAAUAUAGAAAAUGGAUAUGUACCGAAUAGAAACAAAACUUUGACAAGAAGAAAAGUUAGAUUAGUUGGUGGCAAAACUGGUAAUUUAGUGUUGGAAAAUCCUAUACCUAAUGAAUUGAAGAAAGUGUUAACUAAAACUGAAUCACCAUUUGGAGAAUUUACCAAUAUGACUUACACUGCCUGUACAUCUAGCCCGGAUUCUUUUGUUGAUGAUGGUUUUACAUUGAGAGCAGCAAAGUAUGGUAGAGAAACUGAAGUAGUCAUUUGUAUAACCAUGUAUAAUGAGGAUGAAUUUGCAUUUGCUAGAACAAUGCAUGGUGUUAUGAAAAAUGUUGCACACUUAUGUUCAAGACACAAAUCAAAAGUGUGGGGAAAGGACAGUUGGAAAAAGAUUCAAGUUAUAAUAGUGGCUGAUGGUAGAAACAAAAUUAGUGAUUCUGUAUUACAGCUAUUAACAGCAACUGGUUGCUAUCAAGAUAAUUUGACACGUCCAUAUGUGAAUAACAAUAAAGUGAAUGCUCAUCUUUUUGAAUAUACUACUCAAAUAUCAAUAGAUGAAAAUUUGAAAUUUAAAGGUGAUGAAAAAAGUUUAGCUCCAGUUCAAGUUUUAUUUUGUUUAAAGGAACAAAAUCAAAAAAAAAUAAAUUCUCAUAGAUGGCUAUUCAAUGCAUUUUGUCCAGUCUUAGAUCCAAAUGUUAUAAUCUUAUUGGAUGUUGGAACCAAACCAGAUAAUCACGCAAUCUACAACUUAUGGAAAGCUUUUGAUAAAGAUUCAAAUGUUGCUGGUGCUGCAGGAGAAAUUAAAGCUAUCAAAGGAAAAGGAUGGAUCAAUUUAACUAAUCCUUUGGUUGCUUCACAAAAUUUUGAAUAUAAGUUAUCAAAUAUUUUGGAUAAGCCAUUAGAAUCAUUGUUUGGUUAUAUAUCAGUGUUACCUGGAGCUUUAUCAGCUUAUCGUUAUAUUGCAUUGAAAAAUCAUGAAGAUGGUACUGGUCCCCUAGCAUCAUAUUUUAAAGGUGAAGAUUUAUUGAAAUCACAUGAAAAGGAUAAGGAAAACACCAAAACCAACUUUUUUGAAGCUAAUAUGUAUCUAGCUGAAGAUCGUAUUUUAUGUUGGGAAUUAGUUUCCAAAAAGAAUGAUAAUUGGGUAUUAAAAUUUGUAAAGCUGGCAACUGGUGAGACUGAUGUACCUGAAACAAUAUCGGAAUUUCUAGCCCAAAGAAGACGUUGGAUCAAUGGUGCCUUUUUUGCUGCAUUAUAUUCUUUAUAUCAUUCAAAUAGAAUAUGGUACACUGACCAUUCUUAUGCUAGAAAAUUUUGGUUACAAAUUGAAUUCAUAUAUCAAUUCGUUACAUUGGUUUUCUCAUUUUUUUCAUUGAGUAAUUUUUACUUGACAUUUUAUUUUUUAACUGGUUCCCUUGUUAAAUACAAAAACAUAGGUCAUAACGGAGGAUUUUGGAUUUUUACUUUAUUCAAUUAUUUGUGCAUUUGCGUUUUAACAUCUUUAUUUAUUGUUUCAAUUGGCAACAGACCUCAUGCUUCAAGAAAUAUAUUCAAAGUCUUAAUCAUAUUAUUGACAAUUUGUGCUUUGUAUGCAUUGAUCGUUGGAUUUGUUUUUGUUAUUACUACUAUAGACCAAUUUGGUACAAACAACACAUCGACUUAUGUGCUAAUAAGUAUUGUGGUAUCAUUAUUAUCAACGUACGGGUUAUAUACGUUAAUGUCUAUCUUAUAUUUGGAUCCAUGGCAUAUGUUGACAUGCCUGUUGCAAUAUUUUUUGAUGAUCCCAUCUUACACUUGCACAUUACAAAUUUUUGCUUUCUGUAACACUCAUGAUGUAUCCUGGGGAACAAAAGGUGACAAUAACCCACAAGAAGACAAAUCAAAUCAGUAUAUUAUUGAACAAAAUGAUGAUGGUGAGUUUGAAGCUAUAGUUAUGGAUGUUAAUAUUGACGAGGUUUACGUAGAAUCACUUUACAAUAUUCGUGCAAAGAGAUCUGGUAAAAAAAUGAAACCAACAGCAAAGCCUAAAAAUGUCUUGGACGGUGAUGAUUAUGCCAAAGAUGUACGUACCAGAGUUGUGCUAUUUUGGUUGAUUGCUAAUUUGAUUUUCAUAAUGACUAUGGUUCAAGUUUAUAAACCUGGAGAUACUGCAAAAAAUAUAUAUCUUGCAUUCAUUUUAUGGACAGUUGCAGUUUUAUCAUUGUUUAGAGCCAUUGGUUCAUUAGGUUAUUUGAUUCAAAACUAUGCUAGGAAUUUAGUGGAAUUAAAAAGUAAGUGGGUUAGUAGAAAAUCAGGAUACACCAUACCAUCUCAUAAUGCCUUGAAUUGA